Molecule: messenger RNA, 1479 nt
Organism: Nasonia vitripennis (jewel wasp)
Lineage: Eukaryota; Metazoa; Arthropoda; Insecta; Hymenoptera; Pteromalidae
Exons: 5
Coding region: 845-1423 (192 amino acids)
Source: RefSeq, a predicted model, not a curated record
GUUUUAAUCCUCGCCUCACUGUGUCAUUGUGCGCUGUCCUAUCCUAAUUACGAAGGUCAAGCAACGCACAACUUCAUCGCCGAUCAUCAAACCUUUUACUUCACGAGCAACGCGUUCUCAAACGCCACCACAUCCAACAAAAAAUGUGAAGUACCAGCUGGCUACCAACUCUACGUUGGAUUUGGCGCCUACAAAUAUCACGACGAACGACACACGGAUUGGGACACCGCUCGAAAAGCUUGCAUCGCGGAAGGAGCCCACUUGGCCGUCCCACGAUCAAAAGCGGAAGAAGCGAUCCUGAAAGAUUACAUAGGCAGCCAAGUAGUCAGAUGGGCUUGGGUGGGCUACCACUCUCACUUCGAUCGCUCGGAGUUUUACAGCGUUCUCGAUGAGCCGAUUGACGAUGGCACGCGUAUUCACAUACCCGAGUCGAGAAAAUCGAUGGACGAUCGCUGUGUCGUUAUCGCCUACAGGCAGGGUCUCAUGCGAUGGACCUGCAAGGCUCCCGAGAAUUUUUUUUGUAAGAUAGACUGCGAGGAGUACUGAAGCGUGGAUUGUAUGUCUGGUGAGCAUUGCACACGUGCCUCAAUAAAAACAAAAUGUGAAUAAUCUUUUUCAUGCAAUUGUAUAAUGCAAACAUUUCGUUAUCGCUUUUAUCGCUUUGCGGAAACACAGGCUAUGAUAGCUAGAACGAUAUCUCCGUUGAUGAUGCUUAUUUAUAUUUACCCUGACCCCGAGAGUGGGAAUAUCCGACGUGCAGCUUUUUAUCGAUAUUCAGCCUAUUGGCUAGUGAAACAUAUUAAGUGUUAGUUAAACGUUCUCAGUGGAUUUUAUCCCGCGAAGCAUGUACAACAUGCUCAACAUGCAUAUCGUUAUAAUCAUCGCGGCGCUGUGUCAUUGUGCAUCGUCUCUUCCUUACGAAGGCCUCAUUCCAACGAACGUGACGCACAACUUCGUCGCCGAUCAUCAAACGUUUUACUUCGGAAGCAACAUUCCCAGCAACAACGCCACACCCGAGAAAACCUGCGAAAUACCCGUCGACUAUGACUUCCGCGAUGGAUUCGGUGCCUACAAAUUUCACAACGAACGAGUCGCAGAUUGGAAUACUGCUAGAAAAGCUUGCAUCGAAGAGGGAGCCCACUUGGCCGUCCCACGAUCAAAGGCGGAAGAAGCGAUUCUGAAAGAUUACAUAGCAGGUAGACAAACGUGGGUGGGCUUCUACGCACUCUUCGACGACUCCGAGAUUUACAGCGUCCUCGAUGAACCGGUCGUCGAUGAUGUGCACAUUCGCGCGCACUCGCUCGCACGGCCGUCAGGAGAAUCGAUUGGCGAUCGCUGUGUUAUGGUUACGAAGCAGGGCCUUGUGCGCUGGUUUUGCGGAGUGGACGCGUUUUUCAUUUGUAAGAUAGAUUGCAAGCAGUGAAGCACGGAUUGUUUAUAACUAAUAAAUAAAAUAAAAAAAAAAUGUCGGUACAGGUA